Messenger RNA from Suillus subalutaceus, 1089 nucleotides. RefSeq names its product Gpi16 subunit, GPI transamidase component-domain-containing protein. The record is from RefSeq and is a predicted model, not a curated record. Lineage: Eukaryota; Fungi; Basidiomycota; Agaricomycetes; Boletales; Suillaceae. Gene Ontology annotation, cellular component: GPI-anchor transamidase complex. Gene Ontology annotation, biological process: attachment of GPI anchor to protein. The coding region runs from base 1 to 1089 and encodes 362 amino acids. The transcript has 11 exons.
AUGAUACCUAGGAGCGGGAAAGGGAUUAGGGAAAUUUGUAGGCAAGAUCACCGUAUACAACCACUCAGAGAUGGGCGAGUGUCGACUACGUUCUCUUUUGCGACUGUUCUAGAGGGUGCAUACGCGAUCACUGAGCUGCACCCGACUCUCGGCGCUGGAAAAUGGAAUUAUGACAACUGGGCGCAUCCUCAUGAAGCUGGGACGAACAUUGUCACCCUGUUUACCCCUACUUUUUCCCCACAUGAACUUCGGCACGCCUCACUUCCUUCAGAGAAUGUUUACACAGUGAAUAUAAAGCCCUUAUUGAAGCUACUUCCGUGCAAGAGCCAUGCAGGGCUUGCUGCACUUCUCAAUCCUCAGAAGGAAGACACUGGUGUGGACUUAAAACUGACCUUACAAGCAGUAUUCAAUCCAGUGCGAACCAGCGCAGGGAAGCGGCGAGGUGAGCCAAAUCUUCAACCACUGUUUGAUCGCUCCAUUGAACGAUCAUGCCCGGUAGCGAGCUCCACCAUUUAUGACUUAUCCUCAUCCAACUUUGCCAUGUACUGGGCGAGUGAGCGUUGCUUCCAGUAUCGCAAGGCCCUUUCCACCCUACUGCCACCAUCAACACCGCUCAUCCCGCUCAGCGUGAAACGAACAAUUCAUGGUGCAACGCAAACACGAGGCGUUCUACCUGUGUCUGCGACCAAUGCUUCUCCUCAGAAGAUAUCGGCAGGUUAUCUGGAGAUGAUGCCUGCAUUCGUCACGUUGACUAAAAAAUAUCAUCCACCUUCGCCGCAAUCUAAUGACCGCCUCUCUCCCUCGAUGUUGCAAGCUGUCCUCACAAUUCCACUCAAGACAACGCUCAAAUGGAGAGGCUGGGAUCUACCAGGGAUGUUUUUCCCCCUCCCUCAAGCGUCUCACGAAACCUCUUCGAGUUAUGAUUGGGAGAGGAUUUAUACCCCGAUGCUCUUUGUCGACCUCCCCACCCCAGAUCUCAGCAUGCCCUAUAACGUCAUUGUCCCCAGUUGUACGCUCAUGAGAUUGAUUUUCGGGAGCAUCUUCAAUUUACUGACACGCAAGUGGGUCGUGGUAAAGACUCAAGGAUAG